Nerophis ophidion (straightnose pipefish) is the source of this 432-nucleotide messenger RNA. RefSeq lists its product as uncharacterized. The coding region runs from base 1 to 432 and encodes 143 amino acids. The record is from RefSeq and is a predicted model, not a curated record. The transcript is spliced from 2 exons. Lineage: Eukaryota; Metazoa; Chordata; Actinopteri; Syngnathiformes; Syngnathidae.
AUGGAAUCAGGGACAAGAGUGUCCACUGGAGUGUCCACUGGAGUGUCCACUGGAGUGUCCACUGGAGUGUUCACUGGAGUGUUCACUGGAGUGUUCACUGGAGUGUUCACUGGAGUGUCCACUGGAGUGUCCACUGGAGUGUCCACUGGAGUGUCCACUGGAGUGUUCACUGGAGUGUUCACAGGACUGUCCACUGGAGUGUCCACUGGAGUGUCCACUGGAGUGUCCACUGGAGUGUCCACUGGAGUGUCCACUGGAGUGUCCACUGGAGUGUCCACUCGAGUGUUCACUGGAGUGGUCAAAGGAGUGUCCACUGGAGUGUCCACUGGAGUGUCCACUGGAGUGUCCACUGGAGUGUUCACUGGAGUGUUCACUGGAGUGUUCACUGGAGUGUCCACUAGAGUGUUCAAUGGAGCGGGUGUAGGUUUCUGA